This is a messenger RNA of Staurois parvus, 362 nucleotides long. Lineage: Eukaryota; Metazoa; Chordata; Amphibia; Anura; Ranidae. The record is from the annotation of a GenBank genome assembly.
UGUCAGCUCCUGCACACUGCUUUGUAUGGCUCUGCAGAGCCAUACAAAGCAAUGUACUUACAGUGAAGCACACGCACAGCCCCCAUAGUGAAACAGCACACAGUUAACCCUUUGAUUGCCCCAGAUGUUAACCCUUUCAUGCCCAGUGCCGUUAGUACAGUGUCAGUGCUUUUUAUUAGCACUGAUCACUAUAUUGGUGGGGAUGUCAGUGACACCAAGUCAGUUCCUCCCAGUGUCAGAAUGCCAACUGCAGUCCUGCUAUAAGUCGCUGAUCGCUGCCAAUACUAGUAAAAAUGAAUAAAUGCCAGUAUAUAUACCGACAUUUGUAAAUGCUAUAACUUCAACGUAAACCAAUUAAUUUA